This is a messenger RNA of Dioscorea cayenensis subsp. rotundata (Guinea yam), 650 nucleotides long. Its product is annotated as 60S ribosomal protein L35-like. The coding region runs from base 88 to 459 and encodes 123 amino acids. The record is from RefSeq and is a predicted model, not a curated record. Lineage: Eukaryota; Viridiplantae; Streptophyta; Magnoliopsida; Dioscoreales; Dioscoreaceae. Gene Ontology annotation, biological process: translation; maturation of LSU-rRNA from tricistronic rRNA transcript (SSU-rRNA, 5.8S rRNA, LSU-rRNA). Gene Ontology annotation, cellular component: ribosome; cytosolic large ribosomal subunit. The transcript is spliced from 4 exons. Gene Ontology annotation, molecular function: structural constituent of ribosome; mRNA binding.
AAAUAGUCUUCUCUCGUGAUUCCAUCUCUUCGGAACUAGGGUUUCGUCUUCCUUCUCGCAGCGCCGCCGUGAGAGAAAAUCAUUCCGAUGGCGAGAAUCAAGGUUCAUGAGUUGCGAGGGAAGUCCAAAGCGGAUCUGCUUACUCAGCUGAAGGACCUCAAGGCGGAGCUGGCCCUUCUCCGUGUCGCCAAGGUCACCGGUGGUGCCCCCAACAAGCUCUCGAAGAUAAAAGUGGUGAGGUUGUCAAUCGCGCAGGUGCUGACAGUGAUCUCGCAGAAGCAGAAGGCGGCGCUCAGGGAGGUUUAUAAGAAGAAGAAGCUCCUUCCCCUUGACCUCCGCCCCAAGAAGACUCGUACCAUCAGGCGCCGCCUCUCCAAGCACCAGUUGUCAUUGAAGACAGAGCGGGAGAAGAAACGAGAGCUGUACUUCCCAAUGAGAAAAUAUGCCAUCAAGGCAUGAGCAAGUUUUGGGCCUAGACUUUUUUCUUUUUUUCUCUCAACCAGUAGUACAUGCUCUAGUCGGUUUGUGUUCUUCCAGGAUGAAUGCUUUCUGUAUCCUUGAGUAUUCCUAUUUUGUUCUUAAUUUAAAACCUUGUCUGGAUUUAUUGAAGUUAAUGUCUGAGUGCAAUUUCCAAUCCUUUCAUCUUAUCA